AUAUCACUUCUGUUCCUCUGUGGAUUUUGUUGAGUAUACCAUUGUGUGCUACACUUGUGCGCAUGUGUAGUCCUGAAUGUGUGUAAGAUAUGGGCAUGAACAGGAUUUAACAGUGUUUAAUCGAUACAUAGGUGAUGCCCCCAUCUUCCUUGCUUUGUGAACUGUUUGAAAAGCACUUUGCCAAUAUGUGAAUUUCCCUAUCUUCCAUUCUAUUCGUCAUCACCCUGAGGGUGGAUGCUUCUGGGAAAGUGUCCCUGUUUACAAUCUCCACCCUCUGCCAACCAAUCCUUUCACAUUCCAGCCACACCUGCUGUUCCACAUUCACCCUUGGCCACUCUCUCCCACUGACCUUGUGCUGUGAGCCUCGAUUUUUAAAUCAACAGCAAAGAAAAGAGUCAACCUGCAGAUCUCAGCGUGGAAGAGCCCUGUUUUACAACUGUCGGAGAAAAGAAGUUAUCUCAUCUGCCGUUUCCUUGGAUCAUUGCAAAAGAUUUCCCUUUGUAGGGCCCUGGGGGCUGGUAGAGAUGCAAAGAGGCUUAGAGACUCCGGACCAGUUAGGUGCCAACCAGGAGACUCCAGGAAUCCCUGAGAUCAAAGUUGUUGUAGUAGGAGAUGGAGGCUGCGGAAAGACAUCACUGCUCAUGGUCUUUGCAAAAGGAGACUUCCCCAAGGUUUACAUCCCAACAGUAUUUGAGAAAUAUUCAGCCCCCUUCCACAUCAACGACAAACAAGUGACUAUCAGUCUCUGGGAUACAGCAGGGCAAGACGAUUACGACAGGCUCCGCCCCCUCUCCUAUAAUGGGGCCCAUGCAGUUAUCAUGUGCUAUGAUGUCACCAGCCCUGCCAGCUUCAACAACAUCCUCACAAAGUGGUACCCUGAAGUGAACCAUUUCUGCAGAGGGAUUCCACUCCUGCUUGUUGGAUGCAAGACAGACCUCAGAAAGGACAAGGUUCUGCUAAGGAGGCUGCAUCAGGACCAGCUAGAGCCCAUCACAUAUCAGAAGGGGGAGAAUUUGGCCCGGAAUCUCCAUGCAGUUGCCUACCUUGAGUGCUCAGCCCGUUUCCAUGAGAACAUCAUUGACAUAUUCACAGAGGCUUCCAGAGCAGCCUUGAGUACCAUGAAGAAGAAGAAGCGCAGGCGCAAACCCAAAAGGACUUGCCUGCUUUCCUGAUAGCCAGAGUAGAUCAACAUGUAAGCAGAUGGAUGGAACCAACAGUGGAGGCUUGGUGGGGUGUUUGGCAAUUGCCCAGCACCCCACAUUUUAGGGAGCUCCCAAGUCUUGUACAAAAUUCUGCUUGCCUCCUUUAUGGUCAGUCAUUCCCAGCAGAAUUAGCACUGAUUUCAGUUGAACAUAAACUUGGGAGAGACUGGAAUUACAGUGAAUUGAUUGAGGACUUUGCUUCCAAGGCGGCUCAAAGCAAUUCAUUUCAUUAAACAGGGUACUAGAGAAUUGACUUUUAAAUGAUCAAGCAUUAUACCAUUAUUUAUCAGUGAACUGACUAUCACCAAACCACCAUAUGU
This is a messenger RNA of Lacerta agilis (Sand lizard), 1522 nucleotides long. RefSeq names its product ras homolog family member D (gene RHOD). Gene Ontology annotation, biological process: cell migration; small GTPase-mediated signal transduction. The record is from RefSeq and is a predicted model, not a curated record. The transcript has 5 exons. The coding region runs from base 525 to 1172 and encodes 215 amino acids. NCBI's taxonomy places the organism in Eukaryota, Metazoa, Chordata, Lepidosauria, Squamata, Lacertidae. Gene Ontology annotation, molecular function: GTPase activity; GTP binding.